Cercocebus atys (sooty mangabey) is the source of this 17063-nucleotide messenger RNA. RefSeq names its product protein tyrosine phosphatase, non-receptor type 14 (gene PTPN14). The coding region runs from base 4325 to 7888 and encodes 1187 amino acids. The transcript has 19 exons. Gene Ontology annotation, molecular function: protein tyrosine phosphatase activity. Gene Ontology annotation, cellular component: cytoskeleton. Gene Ontology annotation, biological process: protein dephosphorylation; lymphangiogenesis. Lineage: Eukaryota; Metazoa; Chordata; Mammalia; Primates; Cercopithecidae. The record is from RefSeq and is a predicted model, not a curated record.
UUAUCCUCAGCGAGUUUCUUUUGAUUUGAUGAGUGAGUCAUAUGUAUGCUCUGGCUGGAAAAGCUUUCCAUUUGCUUUUGUGAUUGUGUUUUUCAAAUUGGUUUUUGAAGAGGUUCUACGCGAUAUGCUCAGGUUCUCUCACUCCACAACACAGUGGCACAGUAGAAUAAGCCAUCUAGGUAAGAGGCUCUGGCAGGGUGCUACGGCUGGGAUGGGACCCUGAUUCUGCUACCUUGCCUUCUGGAUACAGCUUCCUCGGGCUGAAAUUGGGUCCCAGCCUCAGGGUCCCCUCCACGAUAUCUGAGUAAUGUCCACUGUGGGUGAGCAAAGAUAAACUGCUGAUGGUAUGUCACAGUUGUUUUUUGUAGAAUGUGGGUGCUUGCUAUUGUCGUUGUUACUUUUAUAUCAUAAGGUCAUAGCUGAUAACCCUCUUUCUGUGUCAUAUCAGCAUGGUUCAUUGGGUAAGAAGAUGGGGUCAAAUGGAGCUCUGGGUUUGAGCUUGAUUGUCUUUAGUCGCUGAGUGAUUGUGGGGGAAGUUAUUUCCUCUCUUUAGCCUCAGUCCUUAGUCUGUAAAAUGGGGUGGUGUAGCAAGAGUAGCUCUGUCGUCGUAGGGCUGUUGAGAUUGUGCUCAGCAGAGUGCCCCAUCAGUGUGUCUGCUUCAUAAAUGGCGGUGCUCAUUAUCACCUUCUUAGUGCUCUGACACUUGUGGGGAAUUUCCCAUUCUAAUUUUUAGGUUUAAUAAGCUCUGACAUUCUAGGACAUACAUCAUUGUGGAUAUAGAUACUGACAGCAAAAAAAACUGGAAUUGAAGAGUUGCAGAUUGCACGUCUCUCAAAGAAGGGUGGGGUGUCUUACAACAAAGCAUUCCUGGCGUGACUAGACAAAGCUCAUUUGAGAGUAAACCAGAGUCAGGUAUUCUGAUGGAAUUGAUUAUGCAAACUGGACCAGGAAGAGUCCUUUAUUUUAUGCCCAGUUGGUGGUACUUUACAUUUUAAAGAAUUUGUCAUUUUACUUACAGGAAGAAUUUUUCCUACUGCCUUUUAAUAAUGAAGGGAAAAACUAUUGCUUUCCGUUUAUCUAGUGAAACCCAGGUUCUAUUUUGGAAGGACAAAGGAGUUAGUUUGGAGGGAAAAUUCUGACCCUUUUUUUCUUGUAAUGUAAAAAAGUGAGCACUGUUAUCUGUUUUACCAGGUUACUUUAAAAAGUAUCACUUAAUAAUUUUUUUUAUUUUACAAACCCCAGCUUAUUAUUAUGGAAAUUUUAGGCACAUACAAAGCUGUAGAGAAUGGUGAGACCCCUGACAUACCUGUCUCCCACCUUCAAGGGCUGUCAACUCAUAGUGGUGCCUCAUCUGCACCCCCACCCAGUUCCCAAACCCCUGUGAUUUUAAAAGCAAAUCCCAGACAACAUUAUUUUAUCCAUAAGUAUUCAAGAUGUACUUCGAAUGCCUUCAGAGGAAAGUUUCGCUAAGGUCAAAAAUGAAAACUUCCCUGUUCUAAGUUGCUUCCUGUGGGAAAAUUAUGUCUCUCUGGAAAUCUCAAGACAGUAAUCCUUAAAGCAGGGGGUGGAGAAAUGAUCUUUUAAAACAAUAACUGGGGGAGCUUUUUCAGACUAACUUGUCCUCCUAGAAGAUUGCCUCUUGAAGCCACCCCCUUACCCCAAGAGUUCACAGUGUUAGGGAUGUACAAGAUAGAGAACCACCUAUCUGGUGAAAGUGCUUCCGGGUUAUGGAGGCUUUUUAACCACCAUGGAUGGGACUUACUUAAAAAUGUAUUUAUUUUCUUCCUUCUUAAACAGAUUAUGCUGGAUACUAUUUAUUUGUUCCUAUUUACUACAGGGCAUUUUGGACACUGAUUUGUAUGCUCUGGAGUGUGUAUUUUAAUCAUUUACGUGUCACCUACCUUGUUGCCAUUUUUUAUCCCAUGUCAAUGUGCUUGUCUGUAAUAACAGCCCCUUGUCUCUUUGAAAUCUGUUAAGGGCUAGAAGCAAGGUCAAGGAACUUGUAAAGAACUGUACUUAGAGUAAAUGAACUGAGGGUGUUCUUUUGUAUGAUGUUGGAAUUAAGGAUUUGGUGAUAUUUAACUGCUCAAAGGAUGUUUUGGCUGCAUUUCUUGGUUUUUGGCUGUGUUCUGCAUAGAUCAGGUUGCUGUGUAGCCACGUUUCAUAUAGGUGAAGUAUUACUGUAAUGAGUUAUAACACAGCAGGAAUCUUUCUUUUCCAAUUUCACGUACAGCUUUAGAAAGGCUUGAAAGGUCAUUUACAUGGUUAGUGCGUAAGAAAGAUGGAAAAUGUGUUUUAGGACAAGUUUCCAUCUCACCACUGACUAAAAGUGAGUUAGGAGGGAAAUAAUGGAAUCUUAAAAUGUGCUUUUUAAAGUCUUUGUUGUUGAUGUUAUUUUCAUUAGCAACUAAAGUUAGGGGCUUGUGUUUUAAACCUUGCAGAAAAAGCUUUACUUGGCUAAAAAUAAUUUGAUGUAUGGAUAUGAUUUGGGUACUGUACAGCUCUAAAACUGAUUGAUAGAAAAAAACUAAUAAUUUCAUUUGCACUGCACAAAACUAAUUUCCUUUCUGCCUUCCUUUAAAGGAAAAUAAGAGUAGACAUUUUCAAUAUUCUUUCCCAUCCCCUCCCACCUCAUCACUUUUUUUAGCCUUUCCUUAGGAAAAUGACCUAGUACUCUCAAAACUGAGCUGUGCCCUAUGCAGGUUAUACACAGCACAGACUAGCUGCAUCAGUGUUUCCUUUCUUACACCCUCACCAAGAUUACACAGGUCUGUGAAAUGUCCUUGGGAGUUGUAAUAAUAUGGAAUGCUGGAGAAAUUCCAAAGACUGUUGGUAAAUAUAGGAUGUAAUUGAAUAGCAGUUAGCUUCUUUUGGCAAGUUCAGAACUUACCUUUAAGGAAAAAAUAAAGAGUUAAGUAUACAUAGUAUAGCAUGGAGACUAAAAAGAAAGUGCGGUGACCAUGUUUAGGAUUUGGAUUUGAACUACUGUCUUUCAUGUGCCUGUGCAGGUAAUUCAAUAAAACACAAAAUAGACUGUGCAGGUAAUUCAAUAAAGAGGAACAUGCUGCACUUGGUUGAUAUUUGUGAAAGAUCUCUCCUCUUCUUACCCAUCAUAUUUAAAGAUUUAUUUGCUCUGCCAAAUGACCUUUUCUAAAUUGUGAGAAAGCUGUCUUUCUUUGCUUUGUGUUUUUAACUUUGAAGAUUUUUUUUUUAAUUAAAAAUGAGAGAACAAAAUACUGGAAAUGCACAGUUCAUAGGUAAAGAUGGAAACUUACACUUUAGGAAGCUGAUUGACUACUCAGAAGUGAAUUUUAGAAGUGACUGAAGGUUUUCUCUAUGUUCUCUUGCAAUGUAGCCUAUUCUAUGUAAAAGACCUUUAAAAUGUGAUGUUUACAGAGCAAAUAUCCCAACAAAUUGCUUUCAGCAAGCAUGGGCACACUAAAACACUUUUUAUCAUCUCAGUAGUUCCAUUGUAUUUGUUGCAAGGAACUUGUCUGGAUGUGCAAUCUCUGUCUGUGAGAAUACCCCAGUAUAAGACAGAUCGGGGGCUAGAAAAGGAAAACUUGGGUGGUGGGAAUGUUCUUUUGGAAACCCAAGUUCAAUUUUUUCCCCUGAAAAAGCAUGAGUGAGUGGAAUAACUUAACUCUCAUCCUUUUUCUUUGUAGCUUAACCCUCUCUUAAGAACCCAAAACUCAAACCCAUCUAAGGCUCCAGGUCACUGAGGUCAUGCUGGAGACUCCUGCCCUGCCUUAGUGUCAAAAACCCAGUGAUCUCAGGAUUCAUUCUUUCUUCGUAAUGACUGUGUUAGUCUAUUCUUGCAUGGCUAUGAAGAAAUACCUGACACUGGGUAACUUACAAGAAAAGAGGUUGAAUUGGCUCAUACUUCUGCAGGCUCUAUGGGAAGCAUGGCACCAGCAUCCGCUCUGCUUCUGGUGAGGGCCUCCUGGAGCUUUCAAUCAUGGUGGAAGGUGAAGGAGGGGAGCAGGUGUUGCAUAUGGCAGGAGAGGAGGGGGCAAGAGAGCGAGCGGGGUCGGGGGAGGUGCCAGACUUUACAACAACUAGAUCUCAGAAGAACUCAGUAUCCUGAGGAUAGCACCAAGCCAGAAGGGAGCCACCCCUAUGACCUGGACACCUCUGACAUCGGGGAAUUACAAUUCAACAUGAUAUUUGCUAUCUUCCAGAGGGCCACACUGGGCAUGGACACCCUUUUCCCUACCUGGAGGAGCACAGGUGAUAGUGUAAUUUUCCAGUCACGAAACUGUUAAGGCCGUCUCAGGGGCGUGUGCGCCAGGAUAGGAGGGCGGCGUCCGAGGACCACAUAGCCAUGCCUUUUGGUCUGAAGCUCCGCCGGACACGGCGCUACAACGUCCUGAGCAAGAACUGCUUUGUUACACGGAUUCGCCUGCUGGACAGCAAUGUUAUCGAGUGCACGCUGUCGGUGGAAAGCACAGGGCAAGAAUGCCUGGAGGCUGUGGCCCAGAGGCUGGAGCUGCGAGAGACACACUACUUUGGCCUUUGGUUUCUCAGCAAGAGCCAGCAAGCACGAUGGGUGGAGCUGGAAAAACCUCUGAAGAAACAUCUGGACAAAUUCGCUAAUGAGCCUCUGCUUUUCUUUGGAGUCAUGUUCUAUGUGCCAAAUGUGUCAUGGCUUCAGCAAGAGGCCACAAGAUAUCAGUAUUAUCUGCAAGUCAAAAAAGAUGUGCUUGAAGGGCGAUUACGAUGUACAUUGGACCAGGUGAUUCGGCUAGCCGGCCUAGCUGUGCAAGCUGAUUUUGGAGACUAUAAUCAGUUUGAUUCUCAAGAUUUCCUCAGAGAGUAUGUGCUAUUUCCUAUGGAUUUGGCCCUGGAAGAGGCUGUUCUGGAGGAGCUGACCCAGAAGGUAGCCCAAGAACACAAAGCCCACAGUGGAAUCCUGCCAGCAGAAGCUGAACUGAUGUACAUCAAUGAAGUGGAACGUUUGGAUGGAUUUGGACAGGAAAUCUUCCCUGUAAAGGACAAUCAUGGAAACUGUGUACACCUUGGCAUUUUCUUUAUGGGGAUUUUCGUGAGGAACAGAAUUGGAAGACAAGCAGUAAUACACAGGUGGAAUGACAUGGGGAAUAUCACUCAUAACAAGUCGACCAUUCUGGUGGAGCUCAUCAACAAAGAAGAGACUGCCCUCUUUCACACGGAUGAUAUCGAAAAUGCCAAGUAUAUUUCUCGGUUGUUUGCCACACGACACAAGUUUUACAAACAAAACAAAAUCUGCACUGAACAGUCAAAUUCUCCACCCCCCAUCAGACGCCAGCCCACCUGGAGCCGGUCCUCUCUGCCCAGGCAGCAGCCGUACAUCCUGCCUCCCGUUCACGUCCAGUGUGGUGAGCACUACUCGGAAACGCACACCUCGCAAGACAGCAUUUUUCAUGGGAAUGAAGAAGCCUUGUAUUGCAACUCUCACAACAGCCUGGACUUAAAUUAUUUAAAUGGCACCGUCACCAAUGGCAGCGUGUGUAGCGUUCAUAGCGUCAACUCCCUCAACUGCUCGCAAAGUUUCAUCCAGGCCUCCCCUGUAUCCUCCAACCUCAGUAUCCCUGGGAGUGACAUCAUGCGGGCCGACUACAUCCCGAGCCACCGGCACAGUGCGAUCAUCGUGCCCUCAUACAGGCCAACCCCCGAUUAUGAGACAGUCAUGCGCCAGAUGAAGAGGGGGAUACUGCAUACAGACAGCCAGAGCCAGUCUCUGAGAAACCUCAACAUCAUCAACACCCAUGCCUAUAACCAGCCAGAGGAUCUGGUGUACAGCCAACCAGAGAUGCGGGAGAGGCACCCCUACACUGUCCCUUAUGGGCCACAAGGGGUCUAUAGCAACAAGCUUGUCAGUCCAUCUGACCAGAGGAACCCAAAGAAUAAUGUGGUACCAAGCAAGCCGGGGGCAAGCGCCAUCUCGCACACGGUGAGCACCCCAGAGCUGGCCAACAUGCAGCUGCAGGGCAACCAUAACUACAGCACGGCCCACAUGCUCAAGAACUAUCUCUUCAGGCCACCGCCCCCCUACCCACGGCCACGACCUGCCACCAGCACCCCAGACCUGGCCAGCCACCGCCACAAGUACGUCAGUGGCAGCAGCCCAGACCUGGUGACCCGGAAGGUGCAGCUCUCGGUAAAGACCUUCCAAGAGGACAGCUCUCCGGUGGUGCAUCAGUCUCUCCAGGAGGUGAGUGAGCCUCUUACGGCCACCAAGCACCAUGGCACGGUGAACAAGCGCCACAGCCUGGAGGUGAUGAACAGCAUGGUGCGGGGCAUGGAGGCCAUGACGCUCAAGUCACUCCACCUCCCCAUGGCUCGCCGCAACACGCUCCGGGAGCAGGGACCACCCGAGGAGGGGCCAGGCAGCCACGAGGUCCCCCAGCUCCCUCAGUAUCACCACAAGAAGACCUUCUCUGAUGCCACCAUGCUGAUCCACAGCAGCGAGAGCGAGGAGGAGGAGGAGGAGGCUCCAGAAUCGGUGCCCCAGAUCCCCGUGCUCCGGGAGAAGAUGGAGUACAGCGCCCAGCUGCAGGCGGCCCUGGCCCGCAUCCCCAACAAGCCCCCGCCUGAGUACCCUGGCCCAAGGAAGAGUGUGAGCAAUGGGGCUCUGAGGCAGGACCAACCCGGCCUUCCUCCCGGCAUGGCUAGAGCCAGGGUGCUGAGGCACGGGCCGGCCAAGGCCAUCAGCGUGUCCCGGACCGACCCGCCGGCUGUCAACGGGGCCUCUCUCGGCCCAUCCAUCUCGGAACCCGACCUGACAAGCGUGAAGGAGCGGGUCAAAAAAGAGCCCGUGAAGGAGAGACCUGUGUCUGAAAUGUUUUCCCUGGAGGACAGCAUUAUAGAGAGAGAGAUGAUGAUCAGGAAUCUAGAGAAGCAGAAGAUGGCAGGCCUGGAGGCACAGAAGAGGCCGCUGAUGUUGGCAGCGUUGAACGGGCUCUCGGUGGCUCGAGUCUCAGGGCGGGAAGAGAAUCGAGUUGAUGCCACCCGGGUUCCCAUGGACGAGAGGUUCAGAACCCUGAAGAAGAAACUAGAAGAGGGAAUGGUGUUCACAGAAUAUGAGCAAAUUCCAAAGAAAAAGGCGAAUGGCAUUUUCAGCACAGCAGCUCUGCCAGAAAAUGCCGAGCGCAGCCGAAUCCGUGAAGUUGUCCCCUAUGAGGAGAAUCGAGUAGAGCUGAUACCAACCAAAGAAAAUAACACGGGAUAUAUUAACGCCUCCCACAUCAAGGUGGUGGUUGGAGGGGCAGAAUGGCACUACAUAGCCACCCAGGGGCCCCUACCACACACGUGCCACGACUUCUGGCAGAUGGUGUGGGAGCAAGGAGUGAAUGUCAUUGCCAUGGUCACCGCAGAGGAGGAGGGUGGACGAACCAAAAGCCACCGAUACUGGCCCAAACUGGGUUCCAAGCACAGCUCAGCCACCUAUGGCAAGUUCAAGGUGACCACAAAGUUUCGAACAGAUUCUGUUUGCUAUGCAACCACAGGCUUGAAAGUCAAGCACCUUUUGUCUGGGCAAGAAAGGACAGUGUGGCAUUUACAAUAUACUGACUGGCCAGAUCACGGCUGUCCAGAGGACGUCCAAGGAUUUUUAUCCUACUUGGAGGAGAUCCAGUCGGUCCGUCGCCAUACCAACAGCAUGCUGGAAGGCACCAAGAACCGGCACCCACCCAUCGUGGUCCACUGUAGUGCUGGGGUGGGAAGGACCGGCGUGCUCAUUCUUUCUGAGCUGAUGAUCUACUGCUUGGAGCAUAACGAAAAGGUGGAAGUGCCCAUGAUGCUGAGGCUCCUCAGGGAGCAGAGGAUGUUCAUGAUCCAGACCAUCGCUCAGUACAAGUUUGUCUACCAAGUCCUCAUCCAGUUCCUCCAAAACUCCAGACUCAUUUAAUCCCCCCAAUCCAGCUCCUGGAGGAGGGACCCAGCUCGAUCGUGCAGGAGAGUCACCUCCAGAAAACAUCUGCUCCCCCCGCGGGGGUGCAGGUGGCUGGCAGCAAGCAGGCUCUCUGAAGAUAAUAGCCAAGAUUAUUCACACAUGCCAUGUAUUAUUUUAUAUGAGAUAAUUUAUUUUUUUCCCCUUUGGAAUAACUUUUGUGAAUUAUUAUAAUGCAGUUUUCUUAAUAAUAUAGUACUUUUCAUUCGAACCACAUUUUGACUGAUCUGCAUAUAUAUGUCAGUAGGUAAGGUUGCCUGCUGGAUCAUUUUGGGGACAGAGGCAUGAGGGAGCACAUCUCUUGUGAAGUUGCAGCCAGAUUUGUAACCAGCCCUGAAAUUCAUCAGCUUAAUUCAUUCAUCAUUCAUUACUUAUAUCCAAAGCAAAGAUGGUAAGAAAAGUAAUUCAUCCUGAAAUAUAAAGAAAAGGGUCUGAAGGAACAAGCACGAUUCUCUUAUAUUUUGGGACUCAUGAGCCUUGAUAGACAGUUUCCUCUCUUCCUCAUUUCUGCCCCUCAUCCUCAGUAAUCUCCUCUCCCCAACACCUCCCCCACCAACUUCCCCCCAAGCUUGAGUUAAAGACAGAACAGCUAAAGAUAGUGCUGCCUUUACAGUGCAGUAACUGCCAUCUUUGGGGCCGAAAGAGAAGCUCUGUGUUGCACUUUUCUUGACCACCCCUUAUUCUGGGCUCUGGAGUUUGUGUUUCCCUGCUGGGGACUGUACCCUGGGUAUUUGUUGCUACCUCUCCUGUUUGCUCAGUAGGACCCUGUCUGGUGGCAUUGAGGCUCUGGACCAGGCCAUCUGUGCAGUUAAGACUCUAUCCUGAUUGAGAGAGAAUAGCAGACCUAGAAAGAGAAAGGAGUUGGGCAGGGCCUUUGAGGAUUGUGUUGUUCAGGCAGGGCCUUGAUGAUCAUUGUUUUUUAUUUACAUGAGAUGUGUGUGCUGGAUAGAGACCCGAAAGUUGAGGUCACUAAGUCAUUGGAAAGGUCAUCAAGGAAACAGAUGGGGAAGCUGAUUUAUGGGAACUAUAUGGCAUUUAGCUACGUAACAGGGGUCUUGGCCAGGAAACACAUCAAAUUUGACCCCCACUGUGCUGGUAUCAUCUUCAGGCUUUGGCCUGCAAGAUCAGAAUUAAUCCUACUCAGGACCCCAUAGUCCAAACUUGGGGCCACUUGAUGAACGAUGGUAGAAUUGUCAUUGGCAAAACCCUGUGCUGCUUUCCUUUUCUUCAUAAAAUCCACUGUCUGGUCAGUUAUCUUCACUUGGAAGCCCAGUUCUUAGUUUCUUCCUGUGGCUUCAUUGGUCAGUGUCCUUCUGAAUUUCCAAGGUUGGUACACAAUAAAUCAUGUUUUGUACAUUUUUCCUCUUACUGCAUUUUGGGGGAUUUGUCAUUCUAUGUCUACUUUUUCUUGAGUGCAACUUUGAUAUGCACCUUUUUCUUGAGUACAACUUUGAUAUGUUGUUACGUGGUGAUAGGAAGUCAGAGGGCGUGCUCUUCCUGGUUGAUUUGAUGCCACAUCUUCCUUGUCUUUCCAGCUCGGGGAAAAGGCAGCAGUGGAGGAAGGCAUAUGGAACGCCCACAGUGAUCAGUUCAAAGAACAAACCUGCAAUUUAAAAACUGUAGUCAACUAGGCACGGUGGUUCACACCUGUAAAUCCCAGCACUUUGAAAGGCCAAGGCGGGCAGAUUGCUUGAGCUAAGGAGUUCAAGACCAGCCUGAGCAACAUGAUGAAACCCCGUCUCUACAAAAAGUACAAAAAUUAGCCAGGCAUGGUGGUUUGCCCUUGUAGUCCCAGCUGCUCAGGAGGCUGAGGCGGGGGGAUCACCUCAUUCAAAGAAUUUGAGACUGCAGUGAGCCAUGAUCUUGCCACUGCAGUCCAGCCUGGGCUACAGAGAGACCCUGCCUCCAAAAAAAAGGAAAAAAGGUUGUCAAGGAAAACUACAUGUAGUAGAAAGGAAAAUUUAAUUGCAGGGGUUUUUUUCUUAGAGUUGACUGCUGUGAGAGUUCCAUAUGCCUUUCUUCAUUGCUGCUUUUGUCCCCCCGAGCCAAAAAGAUGAAGGAGUGGCAUCAAAUCAACCAGAAAAAGUAGACCUUUGUGACAUCCCAUCACCGCAUGCCAACAGGUUGCAUAUUCCCCAUUAAGUUCUUUGGAAUACGAAUCCUCUUUUCCACCUGGCCAGGUGUUGUGGUGGCUGUACUCUGUAGUUAGACUCAGAAUAUCUGGGGAUGGAGGGCUUCCCCUCUGUCUGCUGCUUCAAGGUCUGAAGACUCAGUGAAGGAGUAUAACCUGCUGAUCUUUGUAGAUUCUAGAGUUUCAUCGUAUAUCCUGGGAAGAAAACCAUUAGUAUUACAUGUAUUUUCAGUGGAACAGAGCUUAUAACCCUUAUUAUAAGAAGCUCAUCAAUAGCAAAAAGGUAUUUGUGUCCUUUUCUUGGAGGUUUUUCCAUCCUUGGGAUUUCUACUGUUAGGGAUGUUUUAGCAAGUGGUCUCAGUUACUGGUUUAUUGCAUGAUGAACAACAUCAGUAUUUAUCUUUUAUCUCUAAGCCCCAAGGUGGGCACUGUUAGAAUGUCUCAUGUGGACAGCAUAUAGAUCUGGUGUGUCUUUGAGGACAUCAGAGCUCAUGGGCUUUCUUGAAAUUCAUCCACUGUCCCUGCCGUAUGCUACGGGAAUAUUCGUUAGUGUACAAAAUGCAGGGAGGACGUAGGUUUAAUAUUCAACUUUCUAGCCAAAGUUUAUAUUGAAACCCAAAAGAAAACAUUUAAGAGUUGUUCCACAUAUUUCACUUUUAAAAACAAAUGCCUUUGGUUCUUUAGCACAUUUUGCCUUCCUUUUCACAUCUCCAGUAAAUGCCAGCAUAUCUCCUAUUAAAUUAGCAGCAGCCAUUUAAAGUCCUUUCAGUGGCAUCUGCAUAAUAAUUGCCCAGAGAUGCUUUAUAUCUGGGAAGCAAGCCAAGGAAUAAACCUUGAAGCAAAGUGUAUUAAAUUAGUUAUCUAGUUAGAGCUUUUGGAAUGAUUUCCUGAUGAUGUAUCAAGUCUAAAGCUAGAGCUGUCAGUGUCUAUUGCUGCAGUUUGGAUUUGAAGGGAGAAAAUUAAAAAUGGAGGAAAAAAAAGUUACCAUCUCACAACAAAGCCAUCAAACAUUUUCCAGCCGCUGUGUUCGAGGUUUUCCAAUGGAACUGUUUGGUUUCUUUCAUCUGUACUCAUUUGGAUACAUUGACCCGAGGUAUUCAUCCUUGUUUAUUGUGGUCCCUGAAUCAUGGGGGCUGAAUCUGAUGUCUUCAUCCUUAAGAUGAGAUGAGCCUGCUGGCUCAGUUGAGGAAUGUCCUGCUGAGGUUUCUUUGGUUUCCUUGGGUUCUAAGGAUAUACUGGAUAUAUCACCUUUUAGCAAGAGUCUCUGGUAGCAUUGACAGAUAGCAUAGACAUUAGUAUGCACUUCUUUCCCCAGAUACGAAGUAGAGGAGGAUUUAGCUGCAUGAAAAAAGGAUGUUAAACAUUGAUUACACAGGAGUAAAGAUGAAUGAGCCGCUCUAUUCAGUCGGAGCUAACCAAUAAGAUCAGGGAAGGUAAAAACACCUAUAUGGAAUAUUUUGAAUCAUAAGCUUUUGAAGAGCUUAAAUUGAGAGAAUUUUACUUUUAAUUUUGUAGAUUAAAGAGAGGAACCACGUUUUAAAACUAUAACGAAACUGCCAUUGUUUUCCCAAGAGUCACUUGGCUAUCUCUGGCCCCCUCUUUCAUCAGCCUGAAGAGAGGGUCUAUGUAGACUGCUGUGGGCCUUGUAGGACUUGACCACGGCUUACACCUACUUAACCUUUAUCCUGCCUUCUUUCAGCUUGUGCUUUUCAGUUGUAAACUCCAGUGGGUACAGCAGGCUGGCCUUUUCAUCUGGCUGAUUACUUUUCCAGCUUAAUAUAGAUUGACCCAUAUGAAAUUUCCAAUAAUGGACCAUAUUUUCUGCGAACAGACAGUGUUCGCAUGGAUCACCUAUAUCUUCCCCCGAUACAGUGUAGAUCCCAACACCAGAUGUCAUUUCUCCAGAGCAGUGCUAAUGAACACAAAAGGUGUACCCUGGGUGGGCCGGCUCUUUUCGUGAACUUGCUGCCCUGCUCAUAGGGAUCCUUGCAUCACUUGGUGAAUGGGCCAUCUCCUGGGACAUGGAAGUCGCAGAGGUAGAUAGUGCACUGCAGUUUCUCUUAAGCUGGAUUGGCCAUCAGGCACAUCACCUUGCAGUUUUUAGCUGCUGUCCUUUCCCUAUGAGCAGUCUGUAUUAACUGACCUCAGCCUACUUGUUACAUGACGUAUGGGUCCCAAAAGUGUCCUUUGUCAAAAAGCAGAAUGUGCUUUCUAGUCUCUCUUUCCCCAUCUAAUGGUACAUUUGAUGGUGAAGAUGAGUACAGUUGACCACCCCUAUCUGUGGGUUCCACAUCCCUAUAUUCAACCAAGUACAGAUUGAAAAAUAUUUGGGGAAGAGGGGAAACCCACAAAGUUCCAAAAAGCAAAAGUUGAAUUUGCCACAUGCUGAAUACUACAUUGAAUUCAUGCAAAUGAAGUGAUGUGUAGGCAUCGACUUAGGUAUUGUAAGUAAUCUAGAGAUGAUUUAAAGUAUACAAGAGAUGUGCAUAGGUUAUAUGCAAAUACUACGUCAUUUUAUAUAAAAGACUUGAGCAUCCAUGAUAUUCUGGUAUUCGCAGAGGGUCCUUGAUUGCCCCCUUUGGUAAAGGACAACUGUUUCAUUACUGAUUUUUCAUUUGGGGAAGAUCUGUCAAUCCCUUGAGGUAAGGGCGUUGAGGGGUAGAGGGUACAGGGCAUUCUAGGAUGUGUGCCAGGGAGCACGUAUUCAAGGGAUGGGAUUGGGUCAGACCUGUGUUCUUCCUCAGUAUCAGAAAUAACUCUAUGGAGCUCCUAGAAUAAGAAAUUUCUGGAAGCACUACAUAAUUACUGUUGGGCUCUUAGGGUAGCCAUUUUUGGGAAUUUAGCGUUUCCAUGUUUUACCAACAAUUAUUCUGCUGCUGUGUUUUAUUGUUUUGCCAAUGGGUUUUGAGACACUCAUCAUGCUCUUAUUUAGUGAUUUCUUUUCAUGAGCAGAGCAACAGCUUAUCCAGCAUGGUUUCCAAAUGGAGAAAUUCAGGUCUUUCAUAGAAAUCGCACAAAUUUUCCAAUGGCCUACAGCUUUAUGGUUGGCAAACUAGUUGGCCCUAUAGGGUGGCAAUAAAGCUGUAAGAUAUUAAACUGCAUUUGAUACUUUUCUUGAAUGCUGAGCAAGGAAGCAAAAUAGUUCUUGUCUUUACUUAAGCUUCUAAGACAUUUUGGGGCAAAGGACCUUACAGAUGGCAUCUGUUGAAAGUAACAGCAACAUGUCAGGGAGAAACAUGGGGGAAAUCUCGUCAAAUUCUGCUAUCUCAAAUGUGUCGUCCAGAAGUCAGUGUUAUUCAGGGGGCCCUGUGAAACUUGACCACCAGCUUGCCCCAUCAACACUCAGCCUUUAUCCUACCUGCUCUCAGCUUUUGUGUUUCUGUUAGAAACUCAGAUAGGUAAGUAUUUUUAUUCAGCAGACUACCUUUCUUAAUCUUUCCAGCUUAAUGUAGCUGCAUCUUCUUUCUCAAGGCCAAACUGAGAUAUUCCCUAUUAAAAUGUCCAUGAGCCUAGCAUUGAGUAUCUGGCAUCCAUCAAUUUCAUAGACUGGAAAAUGAUUGAUUGGUGCAGUAAAGAGGAGGAUGUGUAUCAGUUCCUACUGUUUGGAGCUUUGUUUAGCCUUCCCAUUUUAAAAAUAAAUUCAAGGACAUUGAGUUACAAGGCAGAAGGGCUGGAGCUACUGGGCAGCCUGAGUGUGACCAGCAUUUGUAUAGAAAGUCAUUUCUCCUUCUGCCACACUUUGGGCCAUCAGGAUCAUUAUUUCCCAAAAAUGCCAUAAACUUGCCCAAGAAUUUCUAUAAAUGAGGAGCAGGAGAGGAAGGAUUUUUGGAUCACUCCUGAAGUUGCUAUCUAAAAGUUCUCUGUUUCACAAAUAAUUUUCUGAACUCUGUAAUGCCUCUGCUACCCCCUACCUCCCUUUCUGUAAUGUCAGCAUGAUGGGAACCACCAAGUGACAUGCUAGGAAAACCCUGCGGCAGUGUUGGAGUCUAUUUCACCCUAGCUCAUGCUUUUAAACUGUCUUCACUGUUGAAGUAGAGCUUGAUGAAUGUCAUGGAUUGUGAUGCGUGAUUUAUCAUAUUUGCCUGGAUUUGCUGCUCAAAAGCACCAUCUUCCCUCACCUGCCACUGGCAGCCUUUCUUGCCUUGCUUGUUAGCAGAGCAUUCUGCUUACCCAUGUGGCUCCUGCAUUUCUUGAUUCUUCUCCCCUGUGAUCUCAGAGGUGCUGCAGAGCACACUCUCCUUUAGAGCAGGUCAUGUUUAUAUUCAGGCCACAAAACUGGGAUGUACAUGCAGUGACUUUCGUGUUCCUUGUCUUGUUCAGGGGAACAGGUGGGAUUGUUGUGUGCUGUCACCCUCUUCAUUCCAUGAGCACCUUGUUCACUUAGGGUCUGCUGCCUUUUCUUUUUGAGAUAGAGUCUCGCUCCUGUUGCGCAGGCUGGAGUACAGCCUCCUAAGUAGCUGGGAUUACAGGUGUGCGCCACCACACCCGGCUAAUAUUCGUAUUUUUAGUAGAGACAAGGUUUCGCCAUGUUGGCCAGGCUGCUCUCAAACUCCAGACCUCGAGAAGACCCCCCUCGGCCUCCCAAAGUGCUGGGAUUACAGGUGUGAGCCACCGCACCCAGUCUCUGCUACCUUUUCAUAUUUCCCCAUCUGCUUUAUGGAUCAACUCUCAACAGUACACUUUUUCUUUCCUUUACCUACCUUAUGAGUGCAACCCAGAUGAAAGAGUUAAACCUCAUCAGAGAAUCAUUGCCUUAAACCUCUCUAAAAUAUGUAAUUAGGGAAUCUUACUGUAAUUUUUAAAAAAUUGCUUGUAUAGUUUCAAAGAAUAAGAUCUGGCAAAUGACCAGAUGUGGUGGCUCACACCUGUAAUCAAACCAGCACUUUGGGAGGCUGAGGCAGGCAGAUCACCUGAGGUCAGGAGGUCAGAAGUUCAAGACCAGCCUAGCCAACAUGGUGAAACCCUGUCUCUACUAAAAAUUAAAAAAUUAAAAAAAAACUAGCCAGGCAUGGUGGCACAUGCCUGUAGUCUCAGCUACUCAGGAGGCUGAGCCAGGAGAAUCGCUUGAACCCGGAGGUGGAGGUUGCAGUGAGCUGAGAUCAUGCCACUGCACUCCAGCCUGGGCAACAGAGUGAGAAUUUGUCAAAAAAAAAAAAAAAAGAUCUGGCAGAUGAAAAUAACCUGAAUGAAAAUAGCUAGAAAAUUCAGCAAGCAGGAAGCUUCCUUUCUCACCCUUUUGCUCCCUUGCUGAUAGAAUCAGUCACUUACUGUUAGAAGAAAUGAAAGAAGCUCUGUUUAAAACAAUGAUGACAGCAGUACUUAAUAUUUAUUUCAAGGUGAACUUAUAUAGAUUGAGAGAGGCUACAUUUGGCAGAGUGAUGUGUAGGAAGACCCAUUUGUUUCUCGCUUCUCCCUGCAAGGAGAAUGUUUUCUUCAUUAUAGCCUCUUCACACAGACCGGCCAUUGUAGUGAAACAGGUGGUAAACCCGCCCAGAAACAUUUUAUCUGUUUUCACUUAUCUAGGAAGGGGUCAGAUUAGCUGGUCAUCCAAAAUCUGUAUGUAAGCUAUCUUCAUUUUCUUCCCCAACCUUCUCCUCGUGGGAAACACAAAUGCCAUCUCAUCUGACAAAAGGUUUUAGAGGAUAAAGCUGAAAAGAUUGGAUUGGGAUCUUUUUGUGGCUUGGGGCGGAGCCUUUUGCUAAAAUCUCAAGAAUGCUGCUUUGAGUUUAGCUAGGGUGACUCUCAGAGCUGGAGUGCCUGGCGUUCUCAGCAUUUCUCAGGGGCCUCCCACCUCUCACAACUGCAGUGUUAGCUAAUAUAUACCUUGAGCAUAGAACUGAAUGGUGUAAUUCAGAGCCAUUUUUUUUUUUUUCAACUUGAACAUUGUACAAUUUUACUGCAAUUUCCUUUGAACUUUCUUGCCACUGUUUGGAAUCUUAAAAAUUCAUUAGCCUUCUCCUUUCUGACAAAAAGUUACACUUCAUCAGAGAUGAGUUCCUAUGUAUGUCCUUUGUUCCUUCAAUAGCUAAUUAAUGUGCUUGAGGAUACUUCAGUGGGAAAAAGGUCUAAAUAUGCAGAUUACUAAUAAACGCGUAACCUUAUGUAACUUGUGUUACAUCAAAUAACAAGCUAAUCUAGUUUGUUUCACUGGACUAGGCUUGUGCUCCCUACUUCAGUAUUUUGAUGCUUUCCUUGCUCUUUGUUUCACAAAAUAUUGUGAAUUUUGGUAUCAAACAAUGUCAUUCAAAACAUAUGACAUUUAUUAGGUUUCAUUUUGAAACAAUGUAUAGGCAAGUCCCCAACUUAGAAACCAGUUUGUUCUUACGGUUCUUGGGCCAGCCCAUAGGAGCCCACUGACCUCCACCACAGCCUACAUGGAGGGCUGUGUUAGUCAGAUGUGGUUGGCUUUUGUGGGCUGACCCAGACAUUUAAUCACCAUCUUUUCUGUUGUUGCCGUAAGAAAUGCAUUCCAGGUUGGGACUUGGGAUCCUGAGAGCACAUUCUCCCCCUGUGGUGGCCGCUUGCCACCUUGCAAGAUGGAAGCCCAGUGUCCUUACUACCAAAGUGUAGUUGUAAGCAGAGAGAGGGCUGAGAUGUUUAUAGGACAUUCCCUAAGCUGGGGAGUGUUUUUAUCAAUAUUCAUGUCAACUGUACUUUGGUAUAGACUUCCUAUCAAUUUAAUAAUAUGAAAAGCCUAAAAUAAAACUAUGCAUGCUAUUCUAUGUGCUAUUUUAUAUCAGUAAAUAAGCUUAUGCUUGCCAGUUGUAUACACAGUUAUGAGGUGUAUAGAACUGACUUUGACAGUAUUUUUUGCACUGUUUCCUAUCUGUUUUUAUAAAGUCUUAUUUAGAUAUUGAACCUUGUUGAUGUUCUCACUGCCCUUGUGCUUGCUAUAAAAUGUUUCAUAUGUGCCUUUACAAAUGUGAGAUCUUUGUUCUAACCUUUUUUUGUAAAAGAUAUCUAUUGAUUUCCAUAUGCAAUAAACCUUUUUUUCAGAGAAAA